Molecule: messenger RNA, 901 nt
Organism: Populus trichocarpa (black cottonwood)
Lineage: Eukaryota; Viridiplantae; Streptophyta; Magnoliopsida; Malpighiales; Salicaceae
Product: probable glutathione S-transferase
Exons: 2
Coding region: 81-743 (220 amino acids)
Biological process (GO): glutathione metabolic process
Cellular component (GO): cytoplasm
Molecular function (GO): glutathione transferase activity
Source: RefSeq, a predicted model, not a curated record
CGUUUCCACUCUAACAAACUCAGCCUUUGUAGUCCAAGAGGCGUAGCGAUACUUCAAGCAUCUUCUUUUUCACUUCAAGAAUGGCUGGUGAUCAAGUAACCCUGUUGGAUUUCUGGGCAAGUCCAUUUGGUAUGAGAGUGAGAAUAGCAUUGGCUGAAAAGGGUGUAAAGUACGAGUACAGUGAACAAGAUUUGAGGAACAAAAGUGCUUUACUUCUUCAAAUGAAUCCUGUUCACAAGAAAAUCCCAGUUCUUGUCCAUGAUGGAAAACCUAUUUGUGAGUCACUUAUCAUUGUUCAGUAUAUUGAUGACGUGUGGAAGGACAAGGCUCCUUUGUUGCCUUCUGAUCCUUACCAGAGAGCUCAGUCAAGGUUCUGGGCAGAUUUUGUUGACAAAAAGUUAUAUGACCUUGGGAGGAAGAUAUGGACAACAAAAGGAGAAGAUCAGGAGGCAGCCAAGAAGGAUUUCAUCGACAGCCUCAAGCUUUUGGAAGGGGAGCUUGGAGACAAGCCUUAUUUUGGUGGCGAGACCCUCGGCUACGUUGAUGUAGCACUACUUCCUUUCUAUUGCUGGUUUUAUGCCUAUGAAACAGUCGGCAACUUCAAUAUAGAGGCUGUCUGUCCAAAGCUGAUUGCUUACUGUAAGAGGUGCUUGGAGAAAGAGAGUGUAUCCAAGUCUCUUGAAGAUCCACAGAAAGUCUCUGAUUUCGUUGUGAUGAGGAGAAAGAUGCUUGGGCUUGAGUAAUAUGCAUCCGAAGGCAAGGACGAGCUAUUUCCCGUUGAGAAGUUGUACUUAUGUUGUGUGUGAUUUAUGUUUCAAAUAAGGCUGGCACUUAGUUGUGACUGUAAUAUUCUGAGGUACUUUAUUGUGCCUGAAAUACGAUGUGGUUUUUCUCUUUGUAA